Molecule: messenger RNA, 4475 nt
Organism: Megachile rotundata (alfalfa leafcutting bee)
Lineage: Eukaryota; Metazoa; Arthropoda; Insecta; Hymenoptera; Megachilidae
Gene: stac
Product: C2 and C2B_Munc13-like domain-containing protein staccato
Cellular component (GO): secretory vesicle
Source: RefSeq, a predicted model, not a curated record
CAGUUGAUUCAAGCUGACCUACCGGCGUUAACGUCAACAUUUCUCUGGAAUUUCUGGCAGUGCUGGUUCUGAACGGUAGAAAAGUGACGUUUCGAGACAGGUUUCAGUGAACGAUGUUCUGAGAUUCUACCUGGGCGUGAAAUCUUGACAAAAUGGACGAGGAGGCGAUGUGGAAAGAUUUCUAUCACAAGAUCGUCGAGGAGAAGGAGAAGGAGAAGGAGAAUGAAGAGCAGAAAUCGGAGCACGAGACAAGCAGAGAGCCCCGAAAAAUGGCGCAUUUCGAGAAGAUGGACGAGCAGCAUCCUUACUACGCGAUCGCCGCGGCCCGAAUGUGGCAAAAACCGGAAACUAAAGAAGUGACUGUCGCGUCGAUCUAUUGGAAAUUUGCGGCAUUCAACUUUCUUCAGAACAAAAGAAUCCAAGAAUCAGAUGGCGGCUUUUUCGAAAACCUCGGAACUCUACUGGCCGAGAAGGUGCGAGCGCAAGAGCAAGUGGAAGGACCCAUUCCGAAGAAGAAGGAUGACUUGGAAGCGGAAGAAGAAGAAGAGGAAAGCAAUCUGAGCGAGGUGGAAAGCAUCGAGGAGCCUGUCGAAGCACUUUUAGAGACUGACAGCGACAGGGACGAAAAUGAACACGCCACGAAUUUCUUGGCCGAGUCUAUGGGAUGGAACAUAGAAGAGCUAUACGCAGCCCUAGUGUACAUGACCCAGCACCAAAUUGGCUACGACGUCUCCAACGAAUGCAGCCAAGAUAUUCUACUGAAUCAUCUUCAAAAUGCGUUCAAGGUCGACAACGAAACGCACGAGAGAGUCCUGGAGGAGACAAGGAACCUGGAGCCACCGGAAAUGCAUCUGAACGUGGAAGUGAUCGAGGCUAAGGAGCUGGUGUCGAAGGACGCUAAUGGAAAGAGUGAUCCUUUCUGCGCCCUUUAUCUUGAAUCUGCACCCACGAGGAGGUAUAACACUGCUGUGAAGACGGCUACAUUGAGCCCUGUCUGGGAGGAACAUUUUGAACUGCCACUGGAGGAUCCAGAAAACGACGUACUGUGCCUGGAAGUAUGGGACUUCGAUGCAGCAGAAACGGUUCCAGAGAAGAUGAGCAAAGUGAAGGACGUGAAGGGUGUUCGAGGUUUAGUGAAACUUGCUAAAGAGAUAGCUGUCACUGCCACAACCGGAAGCCAUGAUAACGAAUUCAUUGGUCGUUGUAGAAUUCCUCUGAAGGACAUACCAACAACCGGCCACACAAUGUGGUACUCCCUCGAGAAAAAGAACAAAUCAAAACGCCGUGGCGUCGUAAAAUUAAGACUAGCCUUCAGCGCAGAGCACAACGCGCAGGUGGCUGCACAGGAGUACAGGCACCUGAUCAGACUGUUACUACUCCACGAAAUAGAGAACGAGAAGAUAGAGAAAUACUGUUGGUGUGGCAGAUGGUCCGCGCCUGCCGAGGUUCUGCUUCUUCAACACAGCGCACAACGAGGUUUAUUAGCUAGGAACAUUGCUCUGGCACAGUGGGUGGAGUACGCUGGGAUCCAUCAGGAACAUCCCCUCAACUUCACGGUGUUCAAUAAACUGGCGAUCGAUCUCUUAAGGCCGAUGGAGAAUGGCCUGUUUUCGGCUGAUGAGACCAGGCUGUUCUGGAACGCCACGAAGAAGCUACUGUACUCGUGUUUGAACAGUAUUCGCAAGAUCAGGAGGCUGACUCCGGGUGAUAAGAACACUAUGACGCAGUUGUCCGCCAUUUUGGGGAUAUUGUCGUCCAUUUCUUACCUCAAAGUUCCUGAAGACGUUAAUUUAUUCCCUCCAAAAAUGUACUCCUGGUUUCUGGACCCAGACGAGAGGCCCAGUGUUCUUCAAGCUUUAGAGUACACUGUUGAGCAGGGUGGAGCUGAAUGGUUCGAGCACAUCCUAAAUAACAAUUCCACAGAAAGCGAAUCAGACGAGGACCACCUAAAGUACCACAUAAAAGUGAUACAACUAGUAAGAGCGGAUCUACAAAAUGCCCUCGAUAAUUAUGACAAGCUAUUCAUCAAACGAAUCAACUUCCCAUACGCGAGGUGCCUCUACAUGAUGUACGAGAAGAGGAUCAGCGAUAUGUGCAUGGUCAUCAUUGAGGACGUUUGUGGCAGGUUGAAGAGGAUCGAGAUCGAGAACACCGAUGUGGAGCUGAAUUUAGGGACUACUUUGUUCGAGCUUUAUCUUGCGUUGCAGAGAUACGCCAUGGUUGGCGAAGUGCUCUGCGCAGAAGGACAGCUGGAAGGCAUGAAGGUCCAAAGCUACCACGAGUGGUUCAGAGCUGGCGUAGCCCACUGGUUAGACAUAGCAGUGUACAAGGCUCUGAAACGAAUAGACAGAGCCGUGGAAUUCGAUACGUUGCAAGCGGUGGAUAACACAGUUCAAUAUAGCUCGAGUGCGGUUGAUACCUUGACGAUAUUCUAUCAAAUCAAAGUGUUCUGGACGCAGCUGGCGUGGCCUGACAUAGAAGGAUCUUAUACCUUCAUAGCCAAAAUUAUAGAUGAUAUCUGUAAAUGCUCGAUCGCCUACGCGGACAAAAUGGCGAAAAAAGCAGAGCUGACGACAGAACUCGAGCAGCUCUCAGAGAGCAGCGUGUACGACAAGAAAUUCUUCGUAUCGACAGCGUGGUGUUUUGCGAUCAACAAUAUCGAUUAUAUUAGAACAUCGAUCGGGCCGUUGGCUAACGAUCUUGGACUGAAAAACAUCGUUGAUAUGCUAGCUGAGAAGAGGACACAGGAGGAAGCUGAAAGGUGUAGACAAACGUUGCAAUUGAUCAUUGACAACGCUACUGACACAGUGAAGAACAAGAUCAUUGAACUGCUGCAAGUGGUCGCCAACAAAAUGGCCCCUGCGAUGAACAGGUACCUAAUGGAGGGUGCAGAGUUAAUAGACACCACAAGCAACGCCAUGGAUCGGCUCCUACAAUAUUUAGACAGUAAUUUAACAACCUUGCACGACAACUUAAAUGAAGACAACUUUGAGAGAGUGCUUCUUGUGAUUUGGGAGAUCAUGUCAGAGACGCUGUACCAAUUAGUGAAUAGUAAUUUAGAGAAAAGAAGACCGCCAUCGUUCUACUCGAACCUGCACCGAACUCUCCACACCCUCAUCCGAUUUUUCAACGUGGGAGCAGAUGAAGCGGCGAACGUGAAAGUUUUAGAGAAGAUUGAACACCUUUUGGAGUUACACGGUUUGGAAACCGCCGAAUUGAUACAUCGUUAUCAUCAGGAAAGAUUGAAGGAACAGAACGAGAUGGAGGAGUCUGAACACGGGCAGCUAACUAUCAAGGCGCAAUUUGUGGACAAUUCUUUGAAUAUUCAGAUCUUGAAUGCUAGGAAGCUGCGACCUAUUGAUAGCAAUGGCGAUUUGGUAGGCAAGGUGUCUACUCUCAAGCGCAAGCUUCAUACAAAGACAAAAUCUAAACAAAGACUGAAAGAAUGGAAGACAAGUGCAUGUGACUCGUACGUGAAGGUGAGGCUUCUUCCUGAAGAGAAAUUCACCGAUGUGAAGCUUCCAAAAACACAUGUUCAAAAGGAAAACCUUUAUCCUCUGUUUGAUGAAGUUUUCAACAUUCCUCUAACCACAGAGCAGAGAUCAACAGAGGACGCCAUAAUAGCGUUUGAAUUAAAAGACAAAGACUUUCUGAGGUCAAGGUUCAUGGCGGAGGCAUUUUUACCCUUCAGUGAAGUCCCUGAAACUGGGCCAGAUAAAGGAAUAGAGACUCUCGACCAAAUUCAUCUGAAACUUUCGCGACCAACGAGUAGAAAUACAGAAACAAUUCAAGCACUGAAGCAAAGGAAAGGAGACAAUCAAGCAACUGAAUUUUUGUCGAAGCUCAGUUCGAAGAUUGAUAGGAAGCAAUAGUUUUUUAUUGUUGAUAUUGUUUUAUAUUACAACGAACAUGGCUGCUGAUUCGUAAUGAACACUAAUGUAUCUUUUGAUCGACUUUUUUUAAAUAAUUUAUUUAUAGAAUAUUUAAAACUUGCAUUUUUUUUUAAUCAAAAAUUGAUUUCAUUUAGUUCACAUCCAAGUAUACGUUUCUUCAUCGCAUUAAAAAUAUUUAUAAGAAAUCAUAGGAGUAUUUUUAUAAAAUGGUCAGAGAAGUCAUUUAGGCUGUGUGUUAGUGUGUCGUACUUGAUGGAACAUCGAAUAUCGCAUUUCAAGACUAGGGAAUAAUUGCAAGGCUGAGUAAAGUGCUACUUAUGAACAAAUAUAAGCUUAUCGUUGUAAUUAAAAUUUGCUGAAGACCCGAAGCAAUGUUUGUAGAAUAUGUGUACAUACGAUCAUGAAACGAAUCUUUUUAUAUCAAAUCGCACAAAUAGUAUGCACCGAUUUUAAAGAAAUACUCUUUGUAUAUAGCAUAUUUCGUUUGAGGCAAACGUUUUAAGAGAUAUAAGAUCAUCCUAUUUUACAUAACGCGUAUAUUUGUACGAGAAGUGUCACGAAUAAAUUAUAUGACAUUCGAAA